Molecule: messenger RNA, 810 nt
Organism: Opisthorchis viverrini
Lineage: Eukaryota; Metazoa; Platyhelminthes; Trematoda; Opisthorchiida; Opisthorchiidae
Exons: 1
Coding region: 1-810 (269 amino acids)
Source: RefSeq, a predicted model, not a curated record
AUGCUGGAAUCGACAAGUUCCCAUGGUCGGUUAAAUGCUGGAACAUUCACUAUACAAAAACUUUUGGGUUUACUUCCAGAUUCACAAGAAAUAAAACAUAAUGAUGCCAACAGUAUAGGCGUACUCAGUUCAGAUGGACCUACUUUGAAUGUGGCGCCAGGGUACUCCCCUGCGGGUGAGGGCAACUGGCACGGUGACGGUUCUGCUGGACGUCAUCGAACACCAAGAAGACGCACGUCAUCCUCCUCUCCAUUCGGAUCCAGUCCUGCCACCACAUUCAAUCCUUCUCAACUAUUCAACAGUACAGAACACUGUACACAACCAAAUGUCUCACCCCCUUCUGACAAAGAUAUGGUGUAUGCGAUAAUGAAUUUUUACAAAUCAUAUCCCGCCUUAGUCGAAUCUGGGAAGGCGCAAUCUCGAUGGCUGGAACAGAUUCAAAAGUAUAACCAAUCCACUGGAAGACAUAUACACAAAUCUGCUCCUCCACGUUCCUUGGUACGACACAUUCCCACUUGUGCACAGAAUGAUUGCCUUACUUUGAGUUGUCUAUCUACAUCUGGAUCUGUUCUAUCACCAGAAGCGCAACCCAGCCAUACUUGUUGUUAUCCGCCCUCCACGUGUUCACUACAGAGGUCACACACGCUCUGGACUGACAUCCACUCCGGAAAUGUGACCGCCAAGUCACUGGAUAUGCGAUCAAUGGAUUUCCAUGUAUGUGACCUGCAAUCUGGACCGAAAGAUACAAGUUCCUGCCCAGAUACAGGUGAGAUUAGGGAAUUGUUUAGUCUUCAUUUGGAUAACACCUGA